Messenger RNA from Salvelinus sp. IW2-2015, 3825 nucleotides. Lineage: Eukaryota; Metazoa; Chordata; Actinopteri; Salmoniformes; Salmonidae. The record is from RefSeq and is a predicted model, not a curated record.
UCCACCUCUUCACCCCUCCACCUUUUCCCCUACUUUCCCUUCAUCUCACAUGCUGGUCCCUCUCUCACCAUGUUCACCAGGAUCUUCAUCCCCAAGAAGCACCGACAGCGGUURGACGAGGCCGUGUCCCAGAGCCUGAUCCAGAAGAUCUGUCGCAGUAAGAGCAUUAGCGAGCCGGGCCGGCAGGGCCGUUUGAGACGUAGCCGCAGCGAGGACCACCCUGACCGCCAGCACGGCUCCAAACGGGCCAGCUCAGUACCUCGGGAUCCUGGGGAGGACGGAGGGGGACAGGAGAGAGGAGGGAGGGGGUACAGGAAGUCCACGUCGGGCAAACCUGGGCAUCAAUCAGAAGCCAAUCAGAGGACAGUGAGGGUUUACAGAGGGAAGAAGAGUUUUGGGUUCACCCUGAGAGGCCAUGCCCCUGUCUGCAUUGACUCUGUCAUCCCAGGUAACCCCGCUGAAGACUGUGGUCUCAAACCAGGCGACCGCAUCCUUUUCCUCAAUGGACUGGACAUGAGAAACUGUUCCCAUGAGAAGGUGGUGUCCAUGCUGCAGGGCAGUGGGGCCAUGCCCACCCUGGUGGUGGAAGACGGACCCUCUGGUUACUCCCACUCUGACCAGAGUGACCAGGAAGACUCUCCCACAGGCUUGGCCCCUGCCGUGGCCCCCAGGUCCCGCUCCCGCUCCCCGGUCCCCCUCAGCUCCCUGCAGUGGGUGGCUGAGAUCCUACCCCCCAGCAUCAGGGUCCAUGGUCGCACCUUUAGCCACGGCAACAGGAGCCAAGACCAGGUGCAGAGACAGGAGCCACCAGACACGGGGGAGCCAGCUCAGGUGACCGUGUGUCUAUGGCAUCUGCCCCACAGAGGCACCAUGUCAGGAGUGUACACGGAACUGGAGAGUGUGUGCACAGGGAAGAGUGCUGUGAAGGCCAUGCAGCAGAAUCACAGUCGCUGCUCUCCACUGACCCAGCCUGACCGAGAGGAGCUGGGACAGACUGACGCCUAUGGCCAGUCUCCAGCUCGCUCCUCUCUCAGUCAAGGUAGCACAGGGAACCGUAAAUCAGGUCUGUCUCUGACAUGGAAGGAACCUCUACCCGACCCUCUGUAUGAGUUCUACCACGGGGGAACCAUCCCCUCUCCGGGCAGCGCUGACUCCAACCCCUAUGUGAGCCUGGAGAGCCCGCCUCCAUCCCCCCAGAACUCUGACGACCCCACCAGCCCCCUGUCCAGACGCAGGAAGCUUUUCACCUUCUCCAGACCCCCCCGGAGCAGGGACACUGACAAGUUCCUGGACGCUCUGAGCGAACAGCUGGGACACCGUGUCACUCUGGUGGAAGACUUCCUCCCUGGAGAGAAUGACUAUGAGGAGAUGAGUUUCCAGGAUGAGCAGGAGGUGAGCUACCUCCCCCGUCAGCUGAGCAGUGCCAGCAGUGAGGACAUCAGCAGCAACGAUGACGCCACCUCCCUCACCUACUCCUCCGGGUCAGAACACAUCCCCAUCCCCCCACCCCCGCAGAGCGCCCGCACCCCCGCCCUUACCCCCCCCUUACCCCCGCCACCCUUCGGCUUCUCCGAACCCCUCCCCGUUACCCCUGUCCUCUCCCACUUCUCCCCAGAACACAUCCCCCGGGCGCGCAUGUCCUUCCAGCCGCAGCACCCAAUCAUCCCCCCUCCCCCGCCCCCUCCACGGACCUUCGCGUACAACAGGCCGACCCUACACAAGGUGCUGCCGACCAGAGAUGAGCUACAGGGCUGUGUCCACCACCAGGCUACUCAGAUGACUCUCCCCCUGGGCCCUCGCUACUCUCCCCAGCCUUCUCGCCCCAGGAACCUGCCCCGCCAGGCCAGCCAGCCUCAGCCACUGACCCAGCCCAUCCUGUGUCCCCAGCCCUCCCCUCAGCCCAACAGGCAAAGCCAGCUCACCCUCCAGAGGCACCACCAGCUUCACCACCAGCCCUACCAGCCCCAGCUGAGCCACAGCCUGCCCCCUCAAGCCCCUCACCUGUCCCAGCCCCAGAGUCACCCUCCCCAGCCCCCUCACUCACAGACCUACGAGACCCCCAUCUCAGUGUCAGAACUCCAGAAACACAAGGUCCCCCCACCACCCCCUCCACCACUGCCGCCCCCCUGCGACCCGCCUCCGCUGCCCAAUUCCAGUCCCUGUGCUGGGGACACCAACUACAUGAGUGUGAAGAGACUGCGCUGGGAGCAGCUUGGAGAGGACCCCGACUAUGACAAACUGAGUGACAUGGUGAAAUAUCUCGAUCUAGAGAUGCACUUUGGUACCCAACGGAGUUCCAAGCCAGCCUUCCUGCCCGAGAGCUUUAAAAAGAAAGACGUGGUGGAGAUUCUGUCUCAUAAGAAAGCCUACAACGCCUCCAUCCUGAUCGCCCACCUGAAGCUGUCUCCAGGUGAGCUGCGCCAGGUGCUGAUGACUAUGAGCACAGACAGACUGGAGCCGGCCCACAUCAAGCAGCUGCUGCUCUACGCCCCCGAUGACCAGGAAGUCAAACAGUACCAAUGCUUCGACCAGAACUCCGCCAAACUCAGCGACCCUGACCAGUUUGUCCUGCAGAUGCUGAUGGUCCCUGAGUAUAAGACUCGUCUGCGGAGCCUCCAUUUUAAGACAACCCUGCAGGAGAAGACAGAGGAGAUGAAGGCUGGAUAUGAAUGGAUCUACAGGGCCUCGGUAGAACUCAGGAGCAGCAAGAAACUGGCCAAGAUCCUCGAGUUUGUGCUGGCAAUGGGGAAUUACCUGAACAAUGGUCAACCCAAGACAAACAAAACCACUGGCUUUAAGAUCAACUUUCUCACUGAGCUCAGCACCACUAAAACGGUGGAUGGUAAAUCCACCUUCCUCCACAUUCUUGCCAAAUCGCUAUGCCAACACUUCCCAGAACUGUUGAACUUUGCCAGGGACCUCACAACCGUGCCACUCGCAGCCAAAGUGAAUCAGCGUAUCCUGACAGCUGAGCUGGCUGACCUUCACUCCACCAUCCAGGACAUCAGGACAGCCUGUCAGAAGAUCCCUGCCACGGCCGAGGAUCACUUCGCUGCCGUCAUGAGUGGCUUCCUGGAGAACAGUCACCCAGUGGUUCAGUCUCUGGACUCUCUGCAGCUGAGAGCCAUGGACGAGUUCACUAAGGUGGCCUCGUACUUCGGAGAGGACAGCAAGGCCACCUCCACUGAGGCCUUCUUCGCCAUUUUUGCUGAGUUUACUUCCAAGUUUGAGAGAGCACUGAAUGAGACCCAGGCCACUGAGAACCCCUGCAGCCCCAGAGUGCCCUCUCCCCUGGCCUGGUAGAAUAAGACCCAGGCCACUGAGAACCCCUGCAGCCCCAGAGUGCCCUCUCCCCUGGCCUGGUUAGAAUAAGACCCAGGCCACUGAGAACCCCUGCAGCCCCAGAGUGCCCUCUCCCUGGCCUGGUAGAAUAAGACCCAGGCCACUGAGAACCCCUGCAGCCCCAGAGUGCCCUCUCCCCUGGCCUGGUAGAGACUGGAUAGCUCCUCUGCUCUCCUCAACCAAAGUGCCAAGACAACACAAAGAAACAGUCACAGCUACUGGGACACAAACAACAUGAUCUUCAACACUGCGGAAUGCCGUAGGGCCAGGAGUUCUUCCUGACCAUGUGAUCUGACCAAAAGAACUCUCAGCCAAAGGGUCCAGAGUUUUUCCUGGGAAGGUCAAGUAGCUCUAUAUGUUCAGAUAACAUGAGUAUAUCUUUUAUAUUGGAUUGUAUUAAAUUGAAAUUAUAACAGCACACAGACACUGAUAGAUAAAGCAUAGAUGUACAGGUAACUGCCAAAAUACAUUUACAUUUACAUU